This is a messenger RNA of Eleginops maclovinus (Patagonian blennie), 3956 nucleotides long. RefSeq names its product phospholipase A2, group IVF, tandem duplicate 1 (gene pla2g4f.1). Bases 1548 to 3668 code for a protein of 706 amino acids. The record is from RefSeq and is a predicted model, not a curated record. Gene Ontology annotation, cellular component: cytosol. The transcript has 19 exons. Gene Ontology annotation, biological process: glycerophospholipid catabolic process. Gene Ontology annotation, molecular function: calcium ion binding; calcium-dependent phospholipid binding. NCBI's taxonomy places the organism in Eukaryota, Metazoa, Chordata, Actinopteri, Perciformes, Eleginopidae.
GCACCCAGGUGGGAUCCUUACUAGGUGCCCGAACACCUCAACUGGCUCCUUUCAACACGAAGGAGUAAUGGUUCUACUCCGAGUCCCUCCCGGAUGACUGAACUUCUCACCUUAUCCCUAAGGGAGAUGCCAGCCACCCUGCGGAGAAAACCAUUUCAGCCGCUUGUAUCCGCGAUCUCUUCCUUUCGGUAAUGACCGAUCCUUCCAAGAAGUAAGGUUCCAGAGCCGACGCUUUGCGUAGAGGUGAGCCCCACCAGAUCCGACUGGUAACGCUCCACCUCCCAGACAAUCUAUGGCUCCUUCCCCCCCAGAGAGGUGAUGUUUCACGUCCCCAAAGCUAGCUUCUGCCGCCCGGGUCUGGUCCGUCGAGACCCUCUGCUUUCACUGCCGCCCGGGUCUGGUCCGUCGAGACCCUCUGCUUUCACUGCCACCCUUCUGGCAGCGCACACAACCCCAUUGCUGGAUCCCGUAGGUGGUGGGCCCCGCGGGACGGAGAAGCAGAGGGGCUGUGCCCGGCCGGGCUCCGUGGCAAGCCAGGCAACCAGAUGCUCGCCGACAAGUCCUCCUUCUGAGCCUGGCUCUAUAAGGGGACCCCGGGCUUCCUCCGGGUCGGGUAUCCUCACUUUUUAUAAUGGCUUUCAUGAGGUCUUUUGAAUCAGUUUUAGUCUGGCCCCUUGCAUGAGACCAAUUUGCCAUGGGCGACCCUACCAGAAACACAAGGUCCCAGACAACACAGCCCCCAGGUUCUACUCCAAGUCCCUCCCGGAUGACUGAACUUCUCACCUUAUCCCUAAGGGAGAUGCCAGCCACCCUGUGGAGAAAUCCAUUUCAGCUGCUUGUAUCCGCGAUGUCUUCCUUUCGGUAAUAACCGAUCCUCCCAAGAAGUAAGGUUCCAGAGCCGACGCUUUGCAUAGAGGUGAGCCCCACCAGAUCCAACUUGUAAUGUAAUGCUCCACCUCCCAGACAAACUAUGGCUCCUUCCCCCCAAGAGAGGUGACGUUUCGACGUGGUCCGUCGAGACCCUCUGCUUUCACUGCCACCCUUCUGGCAGCGCACACAACCCCAUUGCUGUUUCCCGUAGGUGGUGGGCCCCGCGGGACUGAGAAACAGAGGGGCUGUGCCCGGCCGGGCUCCGUGGCAAGCCCGGCAACCAGACGCUCACCGACGAGUCCUCCUUCUGGGCCUGGCUCUAUAAGUGGACCCCGGGCUUCCUCCGGGCCGGGUAUCCUCACUUUUUAUAAUGGCUUUCAUGAGGUCUUUUGAAUCAGUCUUAGUCUGGCCCCUUGCAUGAGACCAAUUUGCCAUGGGCGACCACACCAGGAACACAAGGUUCCAGACAACACAGCCCCCAGGUUCAUCGGGGCACACAAACCUCUCCAACACAAUAAGCUGCUGUUUCCAAAUCUGACUGCUAUGUUAUUCUCACUCUACCUACGGCAACGGCAAGAACCUACCGCACAGCAACUGUGUGGAACAAUAACAACCCCGAGUGGAAUGAAACUUUUACAUUUAGGGUCCCCACCAAAGUGAAAAACAUUUUGGAGUUCAUGCUGUAUGAUGAGGAUACAUGGUCACCAGAUGACCUGAUCUCCACGCUUCAGUUUGAUAUCAAAAACCUCACAAUAGGGCAGAAAAAGACCAAGGAAUUUGUCCUACAUGCUAAGACAGAGGCCAAACUUCUAAUGGAAUUUGAGCUACUUCAGAGUGAGGAUCCUCCUUCUGAUUAUAUCACAAAUGGCAUCCUUCUGGCGGCUCCGUUCUCUGCACUGGAUGUUGACGUUCAAAAUCUACAAAGGCAUGACUCUUUAAGGAACAAGGUCCUGAAACUAAGAGGUGCCUAUCCGGAGAAUCAAACAUUCAAUGCAAAGGAAACCUGGAAACGUUUCUACAUCAACAGAGACCUGGAGACAGAACUGGGAGUCGCAAGCUCUGAGGCCCCUGUACAUCCAAUGGAAACUUCUAUACAUCUCCAGCCACUACAACCUGAACACAAAGGCAAAGUGUCCCUUGUCAUUGGUCAGGUUGAGAUCGAUUUGCAGUUGCAUACACAUGAAGGAAAGCAGGACACUUUUGGAGUUCGUCUGGACUUUGACAUCCCAUCUCAAGAGAAAGAGUUUCUGAAGAAGAGGAAAGUUGUUGUUGCAGAGGCUUUGCAGAACUUUUUAGGCCUAGGCUCUUUACCUCAACCUGACAAGGUACCAACCAUAGCAGUGGUGGCUUCAGGAGGGGGGGCCAGAGCAAUGACGGGCAUGCUGGGUAGUCUGAAAGGUCUGAAAGAUACAGGAGUCCUGGACGCUGUCAGUUACAUCACUGGUGUUUCUGGAUCCACAUGGGCCAUGUCUACUCUGUAUCAGGAAGAUAACUGGUCACAGGAAGAUAUGGACAGUAUCAUCUCAGCAUCAAAAGAACAAAUGACCAAGAGUGUCCUGAGUGCCUUCAGUUAUGAGAAACUGCAAUAUUACAGCGAAGAAACCGCUCAGAAAGAGCAAGAGGGUCACCACGUGUCACUCAUUGACGAAGCGGGCCUGAUCCUUGAGCAUCUUGUCUUUGGGAAGAAAAUCGACAGUACCCUGUCUGAGCAGCAGAGAGCAGUGAACGAAGGCCAAAACCCUUUACCCAUAUACAACGCGGUCAACAUGAAGGAUUGCAACAGGGGUUGUGAACCUGAAGCUGAGUGGUGUGAGUUCACUCCCUACGAGGUAGGCAUCCCGAAGUAUGGGGCGUUUGUCCCAAGUGAGGACUUCGGGAGUCAAUACUUCCUGGGUCGUAUCAUAAAAAAAAUCCCAGAAGUCCGCAUUCCUUAUCUAUUAGGGAUAUGGAGCAGUGCCUUUUCGCUCAGCCUUCACAAACUAUGGUUGCUUGCUACUGGGACUACGCAAUCUAGCAACAGCUUGGAGGAACCAGAUUAUGGUGACAUAGCUACAGACAAUGGAACUGCACCAUCAACACACAAUAAACAUGCAACACUCAAUCCCAUCACAGAUAUGGUCAGGAAUCUGAGUGGGUACCUCUCAAGCCGUCCAGUCAUCGCUGAAAUUUACAAUUUCAUGUGUGGUCUCUUCCUGCACUGGGAGUACAACACACACAGCAACUUUUUAGCCUGGAAAGACACACAUCCAGAUGCCUUCCCAAACCAACUGACACCCAGUGACUCCACCCUGCGCCUGGUCGAUUCUGGUUUGGACAUCAACAUCGGCUGUGUGCCUGUACUGCGACCAGAGAGAGACGUGGAUGUCAUCAUAUGUCUGAGUUACUCAUGGGACCCAGAAAAUAUUUUACAGGUCCUAAAGGCGACAGCUGCUUACUGUGAGAACCACAACAUCCCCUUUCCAAAUGCUGAUUAUGCCAGUCUGGACAAGGAGCCUCAGCAGGAGGUCUACAUCAUCGAGGACAAGGAGAAUCCCAAGGCCCCGAUAGUGGUCCAUUUCCCACUCGUCAAUGUCACAUUCAAAGACUUCAAACUACCAGGUGUGAAGCGUGAGACUGAGGAAGAAUUUAAAGCUGGGGAGGUGGAUGUGAGGAGCAUCAGUUCUCCAUACACAACCCAGAACAUGACCUACUCAAAAGAGGAUUUUGAGGCUCUGGUGGAGCUGACCGCGUAUAACAUAUCAAACAACAAGGAGAGCAUCCGUGAAGCCUUGAACAGGGCCCUGGAGAAGAAGAAUUAAAAGAUGAGCUAUAACGGCCUCCUGCUACAGCAACUUCCCUACUUUGGCUGUGAUUUACUUCUGCUUGUUGCCACUCCUAUAUUAAAGCUGAAAUAUAGCUAGUGUACUUAGUUUUUAGGGCCUCAAUUGUAUAUUCGAUUAGCAACAAACUAAAAUCCUACAGUUGCAACGGUCUCACAGGGUUGGUUUUGGUGAAUAUGGCUCGUGUGCUAUUUGGCCUUUAGUGCUUUAUCAAACACAUCACAAAGUUUGACAUAAAACUAAUAAAAAAGUGAAUCUAUGAAUAUA